Molecule: messenger RNA, 1108 nt
Organism: Zeugodacus cucurbitae (melon fly)
Lineage: Eukaryota; Metazoa; Arthropoda; Insecta; Diptera; Tephritidae
Gene: EMC10
Product: ER membrane protein complex subunit 10
Exons: 6
Coding region: 100-942 (280 amino acids)
Cellular component (GO): EMC complex
Source: RefSeq, a predicted model, not a curated record
AAUUAAAUCGCUUUCUGAAGAAAAGUCUCGAUUAAUGUCAUUCCUAUGAUUAAUAUUAUCAUCGCCAUUUAGAGUUAAAAAAAAUACUUUGUCGUAGUUAUGGUAUUCUUUAAGCAAUUAUAUUAUUUCUUAGUGCUUAUUUUACAUUAUAAAUUGUGUAUGGGGUAUUUGGAAUAUGAUAACUGGGUGAAUAUCGCGUUAAGUCAUGCCAUUGACCAUAAGAAUCCAAACAGCUUUGCUUAUAGGGGAAAUAUAACGAUAUCAAGUCUAGAAAUUGGAUUAGCUAAAACGAACCAAGAAGUCUUAACUGCUAUUCAAAUUCAAAAUCUUGAGGAUUUGGCAAGAGCAAACCAAAUGUACAGGUUGAAGGCGGAGGUGUAUUAUGCUGAUGGAAAAAGACAACAAUUUUUGAGCUCAACUAAGGCGUGUAAUCUCAUUAUGUCCAACUUAAACGAUAUUCUAUGGAUUUCAAUAGAUCACAACGGGUAUAUAAAUGCCGCAACGGUUUUGACUUCUAGAUCUGAUGUUUGCCUUUUAGCGUCACUUCAAUUGCUGCACAAAAGGACAGCACUCUUUCCUUGGAUAACUUUCUCUCUGGCCCUCUGCAGAGUAUACAUAUAUGUAGUUUAUCAGCUAAAUUCUUCCAAAAUGGACCAAAUUCAAAUUCACCACUACGCACAGUGGGUCAGAAGCUUCUAUGAAAAUAUAUCAGUGUCUGGCUUGGAAGACUUUAAUACGGAUGUUCUUAUUCGACAUACAGAAAUGGCGCCGUUUCCAGAUACUACGAGCUUUAUUCAAAAAUUAGAAAGGGAAAGAGAAGCUAGAGAACGAGGGGAUGUUCGAGAUAACCGCGGAUUUUUCGCUAAAUAUUGGAUGUAUAUUGUUCCAGUCGUUUUGCUGGUGUUCAUAUCUGGAGCGACUAAUCAGGAUAAUUCGAAAUAAAUUAAACCUAAGAAAGUUUACUAAUAAAAUCAAAAAUACGCAUUCGUAAUUUUUGAAAUUCUUGUUUCAUAUGUAUACAUUAAAUAUAUAUAAUAAAGCAACUCUGUUGCAUCUAUUGCAAAAAAUGCGUAAAACUCGUAACAAAUAAAAAGUGGUUAUAAAUCAA